This is a messenger RNA of Didymodactylos carnosus, 2121 nucleotides long. The record is from the annotation of a GenBank genome assembly. Lineage: Eukaryota; Metazoa; Rotifera; Eurotatoria; Philodinida; Philodinidae.
AUGCCAUCAAUAUAUCUCAAGGAUUCAAAACAUCUUAAUGACGGUUCUGAGCUUUCUAAGCCCACAUUCACACGACAAACAAGUGCGUCAGAUUCUUUAGUUCAUGUUGUUCAAAUGAAACGUUUGGCUAAAAUUCCUCUUUUAUUUCUUGCUAAACGACGAAAAAUGAGAAAAAUAUCAAUGGAUAUAGAACAUACAGAUGAAACUUACACAGAUGAAAAUGCUGGUUACAUAGCUGCCACACAAUCACCUGAAUAUCAAAAUGAACCCAAAACAUUUGCUGAAUAUACACAACAGUUGGAAGAUACUUUAGAUAUGCUUAGUGGAAUGAAUCGAGAACAAUAUGAAAGUCAAAAAGUAUUAAAACAAUUAAAAUUUUUAGAAAAUCUUAUUCAUCAACCAAGAGAAUGGGUAUCUGGAGCCAAGUUAAAAUUAUCAGAGAAAAAGUUUCCAGCAAUGGCAAUGACAUUAAUGAGAGCCUACAAAGAAAAAGGAAUAUUGGUUCGACGAAUUGUUUUUGUACACAGUAUUUUAUUGUACAAUUGCAUGGCCAAUUUUACAGACGGGGAAUUUGAUAAAGAAGGUCUUAUAAGAAAACAAGCAGCAGAAGCUGGAUUUAUUGAAUUUGCCCUUGAAAUUUUGAGUGAUCAAUCAUAUACCUUAACUAUUUUGUAUAAUAUAGCAAAUAUGCCAGAAUUGAAAAUUCAAUUUCGUGAAUGUAAUGCUGUCAUAACGAUAGUUGAAUAUACAAAAUUAAAAUCGGAUACUGUUUCUAUUGCAUUUGAAGAGACGCCUGAAAAUAAAGAAUAUGUGUCAACAUUAAAUGAAUUACAAGACAUUAUUAGUGCUAUUCGUGUCACUUCUUGUCUUAUAUUACCAUUAAUUAUGAAUGAAGAUGAAGAUAAUUUACUCGCUCAAGCUAAUGAAGUAUUACCUUUAUUAACCAGUUUAAUACAUAUGUAUAAAAAAACGGAUCAACGUUUUUAUGGAUUUUCAUUUGUCGAAUUAGUUGACGGUUUAUCAAAAAUAAUGGUUAAAGGUCGAACACAUAAAUAUAUUGAUAAAAGUUUAGUAAAUUUUUUAUUGGAUAUAAUGGAUAAUAGUAAAGCCGACGAAAGUCUUCUGGAAUGUGUAUCGAGUGCUAUACUCAACGCAUCAUUUGAUGAAAAAGUGCAAUUAUUACUUAAUUCAGAUCAUACAGUUGAUAUUAUAACGAAUACUAGAGAUUCGGCACAAAGUUUAUUAGUUCAGAAAAACUGUGAAGCUAUUCUUUGGACACUUAAUAAAACUCCACAUCGACGAAUGUCGUCGAUUCAAAACCGUGGUUUUCAAGGUCAUAUUAUGAUUAGUUAUAACAGAUCGUGCACAGCCAUGUGUAUUAAAAUGCGAGAUCGUUUAAAGGCUUUACAUUAUAAUGUUUGGAUGGAUAUCGACAAUAUUAAUGGAGGUGUUCUUGAAUCAAUGGCCGAAGCUGUAGAAAAAUCCUCGGUUGUACUAAUUUGUAUGAAUGAAAAUUAUAAACAAAGUUAUUACUGUCGAUUAGAAGCAGAAUAUGCCACUGAACUUCGAAAACCUUGUAUACCAUGUUUAAUGCAACCUCGAUUUCGUCCAUAUGGAUGGUUAGGCAUCAUCAAGGGCGCAAAAAUUCAUGUAAGCUAUUUAUUUGAAAUAUCACCUCGUCAUAUUAAAGUGGAUUUCGCUACAUAUCCAUUUGAAGAAGCUUUUGCUAUAUUAAUCCGUGAAAUUGAAACGAUCCGACAAGAUCUGAUACCUCCUAUAGUCCCAAAUACACUCGAAAAUAAAAUUACUGAGGCUUUUAAAGACUCAUCUAGCAAAAAUCAUCAGAAGAUUGUUAAUAACGCAACACCAGAUAAAAAUGAUGUGAUAGAAUGGGAUGUGUCAACUGUACGUCGUUGGUUAGCUCAAAUUGGUUUAACAAACAUGGAACGUGCUCUUUCUGGCAUCAACGGACGAUUACUAUGGCGGUUAUCUCAAAUGAAAAGUACUGCGCCCGAAUCUUAUUAUACAAUAAUUGAUAAAUAUUUUGAUAGAGUAUGGUUUGCUCAAAUGAGUGAUAUACUGGUGUUUGAUAAUGCGCUUGAAGAAUUAUUUCAUCAUUAG